Molecule: messenger RNA, 1662 nt
Organism: Somion occarium
Lineage: Eukaryota; Fungi; Basidiomycota; Agaricomycetes; Polyporales; Cerrenaceae
Source: the annotation of a GenBank genome assembly
GCGAAUACAAGACUUUCUAUAUACGGUAAUACAUCACCUGACCGCGUACUACGUAGCCAAGAUGCCGGACGAGCGGGACGAGCACCCCUAGCCGGUAAUUCAGCACUCCCAUCAUCAUCGAGAUUGAAACAUACCAGCCGGGGCCGUGAUUUAGUUUUGUCAUUCAAAUACCCCUCGGUAUGUCUUUGUCAUCCUAGCUCGUUUUUGAAUCUCUCGUAGGCGUUGAAGUGAGGUGAAGUGCUGACAUGGCACCCUUGGUUCAAGCCAUUCAUCUCGAAUUCUCGCACAACCUUCCUGGAGACAUCUUUGUCUACAAGGGUAAUGUAGAUCCUGAUUGGACAGUCGGGGCAGUCCCCAAUGGCGGAUACGUUCUAAGUCUCAUUCUGGAAGCUGCGGUGAAGCAUCAGAGCCCUAAAGCUCACCCAGAUCCUAUACAUGUCACCGCCCAUUUCUUGAGGUCCGCGGCGACUAGCACUUUCGAAGUGCACAUACAUAUCUUAAAGGCGGGAAGAGGCUUCACAAAUCUAACUGCAAAUCUCGUCCAGAACGGAGAAGUCAAAGUGAUGACACACAUGGUCUUUGGCGUCCUCGCCUCUCCUUCAGAUCCUACCACUCCCACUCUCACCGUUGAACCGCCGUCUCCGUACGCCCGCCGGAUCCCAUUGUACACGCAUCCGUCCAAAUGCUCGCCUGACCGACCCGAAUGGCGUUUCGGAUAUAGCAAGUAUAUACAAACUGCCCAUUGUCCGGUGCAUGUCAAGAACGCAGAAAUUCCAAGGGAAGGCAUGGAAUGGGGCCUAUACCUCACUCUGACAGAUCCAAGCGAGCAGUGGACUACGUCCGCAAUUCCUUUUGCGACGGACACUUUCCGUGCUCUUCAUCAGGUCGUGCCCUCCCAUAAGGAUGUUCGCAGAGUCAGGUAUGAUAUACUUAUAAAGCUUCUGUACACAUCAUCUUCGUCAUUUCUCACUUUCGUUGAUACUAGCUGGGCACCUACCAUGGUCAUGACAAUCGAGUUCAAGUUUCCGAUACCGAAACCGUCGAGUCCAGAUCAUUCGCCUCGUACGGUAGCCGUUUAUUCCUCUGGGAGGUUCAUAAAUGACCCACAGGCAAGACAUGAUACAUAUAUCGAAAUUUGGACUGCUCCGUCCAAUAUUGGCGAAGGUUCAGAACAAGGGGAUUGGCGGGAAAAACAGCGUUGUCUGGCUGUCUCAACGCAGAUGGCGCUGCUAGUUCCCAUGGAGGUCAAUAAGAGACGUGGAGAGAAGGCACAAGCCGGUUCUAAAUUAUAGAUCUAAGAUCACCAUGGAUUGCAUACCAUAGAUGUCAGAUCGUAAUUCAAUGCUUGAUAUAAUAGUACACACAGUAAAUACAGUGAGGUCCCAAGUACAGAAACAAUGAGAACAGAAAACAUGACGAAAGGAUAUGAAGUGAUGAUGACUACUAGACGGUCAAACCGCGAGGGUGCCUACAUUAACUUUGCCUCCCUCUUCGCUUGGGCGACUUGCGCCAAACGAUGCGUUCGUCCCGAGGUUUGUGUACUCGGAACCCCCUUCUUGCCUGCAGCAGGAGCAGGCACUGCCGGUGCAAUCGCCGUUUGAGACAUCGAUAUUCGGGUCUCGUCUGAGGCAAAGCCAGGUAUCCGAAUGUUGUGAUUACGUU